GGCGCCGCGCUGUGCCUGCGCCUGUGGCUCUGCCUCGGACUCCUCGACGGCGAGCGCGGCCUGGUGAGUGGCUACUCCAUGAGCCCCCCGACCCUGAACAUCACGGAGGAGACACACGUCAUUGACUCCAACGACAGCCUGUCCAUCUCCUGCAGGGGGCAGCACCCCCUCCAGUGGGCCUGGCCAGGGGCUCAGGAAGCGCCAGCCACGGGGGAAAAGGACAGUGAAGACCUGGGGUUCGUUCGCGACUGCGAAGGCACGGAUGCCCGGCCCUACUGCAAGGUGCUGCUGCUUCCCGAGGCCCACGCCAACGACACGGGCAGCUAUGGCUGCUACUACAAGUACAUUAAGGCCCGCAUCGAGGGCACCACCGCGGCCAGCACCUAUGUGUUCGUAAGAGACUCCGAGCAGCCAUUCGUCAACAAGCCAGGCACGCUCCUGGUCGACAGGAAGGACUCCAUGUGGGUGCCCUGCCUGGUGUCCAUCCCUGGCCUCAACGUCACCCUGCGCUUGCCAAGCUCAGUGCUGCGGCCCGACGGGCAGGACGUGGUGUGGGAUGACCGCCGGGGCAUGCGGGUGCCCACGCCGCUGCUGCGUGACACCCUGUAUCUGCAGUGCGAGGCCACCUGGGGCGGCCAGGCCUUCCUCUCCAACCCCUUCAUCGUGCACAUCACAGGCAACGAGCUCUAUGACAUCCAGCUGUUCCCCAAGAAGUCGAUGGAGCUGCUCGUCGGGGAAAAGCUGGUCCUGAACUGCACCGUGUGGGCCGAGUUCAACUCGGGCGUCACCUUCGACUGGGACUACCCAGGGAAGCAGGCCGAGCGGGGGAAGUGGGUGCCCGAGCGGCGCUCCCAGCAGACCCACACGGAGCUCUCCAGCAUCCUCACCAUCCACAACGUCAGCCAGCACGACCUCGGCCCGUACACGUGCGAGGCCAACAAUGGCAUCCAGCGGUUCCGGGAGAGCACCGAGGUCAUUGUGCACGAAAAACCCUUCAUCAGCGUCGAGUGGCUCAAGGGCCCGGUCCUGGAAGCCACGGCAGGAGACAAGCUGGUGAAGCUGCCCGUGAAGCUAGCUGCGUACCCCCCACCGGAGUUUCAAUGGUACAAGGACAGAAAGGCCGUGUCGGGGCGCCACAGUCCACAUGCCCUGGUGCUCAAGGAGGUGACCGAGGCCAGCGCAGGCGAAUACACCCUCGCCCUGUGGAACUCCAUGGCCGGCCUGAAGCGCAACAUCAGCCUGGAGCUGGUGGUGAACGUGCCUCCCAACAUCCACGAGAAGGAGGCCUCCUCCCCCAGCAUCUACUCCCGCCACAGUCGCCAGGCCCUCACCUGCACCGCCUACGGCGUGCCCCCUCCGCUCAGCGUCCAGUGGUACUGGCGGCCGUGGACCCCCUGCAAGACCUUCGCCCAGCGCAGCCUCAGCCGGCGGCAGCAGCGGGACCGCAUGCCACAGUGCCGGGACUGGAGGGAGGUGACCACGCAGGACGCUGUGAACCCCAUUGAGAGCCUGGACACCUGGACGGAGUGUGUGGAGGGGAAGAAUAAGACGGUGAGCAAGCUGGUGAUCCAGGAUGCCAACGUGUCUGCCAUGUACAAAUGCAUGGUCUUCAACAAGGUGGGCCAGGACGAGCGGCUCAUCUACUUCUAUGUGACCACCAUCCCCGACGGCUUCAGCAUUGAGUCGGAGCCCUCGGAGGAGCCCCUGGAGGGCCAGGCGGUGCGCCUGAGCUGCCAGGCUGACAACUACACGUACGAGCAUCUGCGCUGGUACCGCCUCAACCUGUCCACGCUGCACGAUGCCCACGGGAACCCCCUGCUGCUCGACUGCAAGAACGUGCACCUGUUCGCCACGCCGCUGGCCGCCACCUUGGAAGAGGCAGCGCCAGGGGCUCGCCACGCCACGCUCAGCCUGACCAUCCCCCACGUGACGCCUGAGCACGAGGGCGACUACGUGUGCGAGGUGCAGGACCGGCUCAGCCAUGACAAGCACUGUCACAAGAAGUACCUGUCGGUGCAAGCCCUGGAAGCCCCGCGGCUUACGCAGAACUUGACGGACCUCCUGGUGAACGUGAGCGACUCCCUGGAGAUGCGGUGCCCUGUGGCCGGCACGCACGUGCCCAGCAUCAUGUGGUACAAGGACGAGAGGCCGCUGGAGGAGAAGUCCGGGAUCGACCUGGCGGACUCGAACCAGAAGCUGAGCAUCCAGCGCGUGCGCGAGGAGGACGCUGGCCGCUACCUGUGCAGCGUGUGCAACGCCAAGGGCUGCGUCAACUCCUCGGCCAGCGUGGCCGUGGAAGGCUCCGAGGACAGAGGCAGCAUGGAGAUCGUGAUCCUUGUCGGCACCGGGGUCAUAGCCGUCUUCUUCUGGGUCCUCCUCCUCAUCAUUUUCUGUAACAUGAGGAGGCCAGCCCACGCAGACAUCAAGACCGGCUACCUGUCCAUCAUCAUGGACCCCGGGGAGGUGCCCCUGGAGGAGCAGUGUGAAUACCUCUCCUAUGACGCCAGCCAGUGGGAGUUCCCCCGGGACCGGCUGCACCUCGGGCGAGUCCUGGGCCACGGCGCCUUCGGGAAGGUGGUGGAAGCCUCGGCGUUCGGGAUCCACAAGGGCAGCAGCUGCGACACGGUGGCCGUGAAAAUGCUGAAAGAGGGCGCCACAGCUAGCGAGCACCGCGCCCUGAUGUCGGAGCUCAAGAUCCUAAUCCACAUCGGUAACCACCUCAACGUGGUCAACCUCCUGGGGGCGUGCACCAAGCCUAACGGCCCCCUCAUGGUGAUCGUGGAGUUCUGCAAAUACGGGAACCUCUCCAACUUUCUGCGCGCCAAGCGGGAGGCCUUCAGCCCCUACGCAGAGAAAUCCCCGGAGCAGCGAAGGCGCUUCCAGGCCAUGGUGGAGGGUGCCAGAGCCGACAGGAGGCGGAGGCCGGGGAGCAGUGACAGGGCCCUCCUGACAAGGCUCCUGAUGGGCAAGGGCGAGGCGGGGCGGGCCACUCGGACCCAGGAAGCCGAGGACCUGUGGCUGAGCCCGCUGACCAUGGAAGACCUUGUCUGCUACAGCUUCCAGGUGGCCCGGGGCAUGGAGUUCCUGGCCUCCCGCAAGUGCAUCCACAGAGACCUGGCUGCGCGGAACAUCCUGCUGUCAGAGAGCGACGUGGUGAAGAUCUGCGACUUCGGCCUGGCCCGCGACAUCUACAAGGACCCCGACUACGUGCGCAAGGGCAGCGCCCGGCUGCCCCUGAAGUGGAUGGCGCCCGAGAGCAUCUUUGACAAGGUGUACACCACGCAGAGCGAUGUGUGGUCCUUCGGGGUGCUGCUCUGGGAGAUCUUCUCCCUGGGGGCCUCCCCGUACCCCGGGGUGCAGAUCAACGAGGAAUUCUGCCAGCGGCUGAAAGAGGGCACCCGGAUGCGGGCCCCGGAGCUGGCCACUCCUGCCAUACGCCGCAUCAUGCUGAGCUGCUGGUCUGGAGACCCCAAAGAGAGGCCGGCGUUCUCAGAGCUGGUGGAGAUGCUGGGGGACCUGCUCCAGGGCGGGGGCCGGCAGGAGGAGGAGGAGGACUGCCUGGCGCCCUGCAGCCUGAGCUCGGAGGAGGGCAGCUUGCAGGCGUCCACCACAGCCCUGCACGUCGCCGAGGCCACCGAGGAGGGCAGCUGGCCGAGCCUGCGCCCGCACAGCCUGGCCGCCAGAUACUACAACUGUGUGUCCUUCCCGGGGAGCCUGGCCAGAGGGACCCAGGGGUCCUCCAGGAUGAAAACCUUCGAAGAAUUUCCCAUGACCCCAACGACCUACAAGGCCUCGGUGGAUAACCAGACGGACAGCGGGAUGGUGCUGGCCUCCGAGGAGUUUGAGCAGCUGGAGAGCAGGCACCGGCAGGAAGGCGGGCUCAGCAGCUGUAAAGGACCCGGCUGGAGCGCCGAGGGGACCAGGGCACACCCCGAGCCCCAGGGGCGGCGGCGGCGGCCUGACCGGGGGCCGCAGGGCGGCCAGGUGUUCUACAACAGCGAGUACGGGGAGCUGGCCGGGCCCCGCGGCGAGGACGACUGCGCCCCAUUGACCCGCGCGCCCUUCUUCGCAGACAGCAGCUACUGA
This is a messenger RNA of Eptesicus fuscus (big brown bat), 4086 nucleotides long. RefSeq names its product fms related receptor tyrosine kinase 4 (gene FLT4). The coding region runs from base 79 to 4086 and encodes 1335 amino acids. The transcript is spliced from 30 exons. Gene Ontology annotation, molecular function: ATP binding; transmembrane receptor protein tyrosine kinase activity. Lineage: Eukaryota; Metazoa; Chordata; Mammalia; Chiroptera; Vespertilionidae. Gene Ontology annotation, cellular component: signaling receptor complex. The record is from RefSeq and is a predicted model, not a curated record. Gene Ontology annotation, biological process: positive regulation of kinase activity; cell surface receptor protein tyrosine kinase signaling pathway; multicellular organism development.